Arabidopsis lyrata subsp. lyrata is the source of this 2916-nucleotide messenger RNA. RefSeq names its product putative F-box/FBD/LRR-repeat protein At5g62970. Lineage: Eukaryota; Viridiplantae; Streptophyta; Magnoliopsida; Brassicales; Brassicaceae. The record is from RefSeq and is a predicted model, not a curated record.
GGUUUUUCCUUUUUUUUAAUCGAUCGAAAGAGGUUUAGAAAAAUUGAAGAUUUUCUAAGUGCUUUGUUCCGUUCCUUUAUUUUUAUCAUUCUCUGGCUCUGCCUUUGGUUGAUGUUGUUCUUCUAUGUGGCUAAGACGGCUAAGACAAAACACAAGUCUCUAUAACCUACGGUGAGGGUUUUGUUUAAGAUAUGGAAAAGAUUACUGGAUUUUCUGAUGAUGAAUUGCUCGUGAAGAUCUUAUCUUUUCUUCCAACAAAAUUUGCUAUAACAACGAGUUUAAUUUUGUCGAAGCAAUGGAAGUUUCUUUGGAUGCGGGUGCCAAAACUUGAGUACAAUGAAAUGAGCAUUUAUUCUACACAAUUUUACUUUCGAUAUUUGUGUUCUGAGGAGGUGGGUGACAGCGAAACCUAUCGUAUAGCGUCGGAAAGAUGCCAGAGGAUGCGGUGUUUUAUUGACAAGAAUCUUCCAUUACAUAGCUCUCCGGUCAUGGAGAGCUUGCGUCUCAGUUUUUUCACUGAGGUAUUUCAACCUGAAGAUAUCAAACUGUGGGUUGAAAUUGCAAUUUCUCGUUGUGCUCAGGAGCUAAGCGUUAAUUAUUUUCCCAAGGGAAAACGUAAUGCAUUACUGCCGAAAAGCUUGUAUACUUGCAAAUCACUUGUGACAUUGAAACUAAGAUACAACAUUCUCGUGGAUGUUCCUCAUGUUUUUUCCCUCCCUUCCUUGAAGACUUUGCACCUUGAACGUGUGACAUACGCAGAUGGAGAAUCUCUUCAACGGCUUUUAACUAAUUGCUCUGUUUUGGAGGAUCUGCUUGUGGAACUAUGUACAGGUGACAAUGUGAGAAAGUUUGCUGUUAUCAUCCCGUCAUUGCUUAGUUUAUCCUUUGAGAUAUCUGCUCAUUGUGCUGCUGAAGGGUAUAGGAUUGAUACUCCUUCUUUAAAGUAUUUCAAACUUACAGAUUUAAGUAAAAGUUUAUCCGGGUUGAUUGGGAAUAUGCCUAAGCUGGAGGAGGCUGAUAUCACUGCUGGUCACAAUAUCAAGAAGCUUCUUGAACUUGUCACAUCUGUCAAGCGUCUUUCAUUGCACACAAUAAACAUCGGUAGAGAGGCUUUCACUGCUGUAUAUGGUGAUGAUAUUGUCUUUAAUCAUCUUGAGUAUCUGAAGUUUUGUAUCAAUGAUGGCGUAUAUUGGUCCAAGUUACUUUACCGGUUGCUCAUAGCUUCUCCCAAACUACGAAACUUGGAGUUCAAUGAACAACUUUCAAAUGACGGUGCGGACACAUUGGUUUGCUGGAAACGACUGACUAGUGUUCCUCAAUGUUUGUUGUCGAGUCUCCAAACUUUCAAGUGGUCAAUCUACAAUGUCUCUGUACAAGGGAAAGAUCUGGCGACAAUAUAUAUCUUGGGAAAUUCUUGCCAGUUAAAGAUUGCAACAAUUUCGAUUGGACAAGGGUUGGAUCCACAAAAGAAGCUUGAGAUGGAGACGGAGGUGAAAUUUUUGUUCCGUGGUUCACCCACAUGCAACCUCGUAUUCGAAUGAGGAUUCGACUCAUUAGAAUUAACAGAGAUAUAUAUCUUAACAAUCUUGCAAAGGACAUCUUUGGAUUUGUUCUAUUAAAGCUUUUGUUACAUUUAUUUUUAAUUGAUUUUAUGUGUUGCUUAAGUCAUUAAAUUGUUUUAACAAAAAAUUAUAUAUUUAACUAUUCAAAAGCAACUUCCUCCAUUCCUUGAAAACUUCACAACUUGUUUGGUGUGAAAUACUCAAAAACGAAUAAUCGCUUCGAUUGCUUCUAUCCAUCGCCCUGUUCUGAAAGAUCUGACUACUGAACGAGAUGAUAAUGACAAUAUGAUGAGAGUGUUACUUGUUUCCCUUCCUUACAAUUGUUACCUUGUUUUUUAAUUUUUUCUGGCAAGGCCUACAAAAGCCUGUAGGUCUUUUAUUACACAUCUUAUUGAUCUGUAAUGAAGAGGUAAUCAUUUUCUAUUUAUCAACUUUAAGUUUUCAAUCACAUUAUAUGUUGUCGCGUGUGCAGUAUGUGUAUCAUGUUGUCUUGUCUUAAAUCAACAUCUGGAGCUACCAGCUAUGGAUGAUCGACUAUUAUUGGUUGAAGUUACUUGUCCUGUUUCUCAAAGGUUCUCCUAAACUGCUAAUCCUCAGAGUCCUCGGUAGUAGAUUGCAACGCAAGCAACCACGUUUGAUUGGAAGUUUUUUAAGUAGAAAGAAUGAUUUUUGAAAGAUACAGAAUGAAAAAAAGUGUGGAACAACCAGAAUGAUUUUCUUUGAGAUUUAUGGUCUCUCGCAGCCCAAACGUGCAAAGAUCUGAGCUAAGAUCGCAAUGCAAAUUCCAUGACAUGAAAUUUUAGAAAACCUAAUAUACUGAAGCUUGGGGGUUUUGUACGUUUUAAACACUCAUUAAACAAAACCUAGUACGUGGUUGAAGUCUUAAUACCACCAAAUCAACAUAGUGAUUCAUUCAGAAAUUAAACUUGUAAAAAAAAGUAAAGAGAAACCCUAUGGAUGGUCCUUUAAGAUGGUUGGAAUAUGCUUGCACUUUGACUUAUCAAGUUCUUUCCUGAGUGCCUUCAGAUCUUCAUGAUAGACCGGACACCGAUCCACUCCAUCCCCGCAUGAGCAGUUUUUGAGGUUUGUCGAUUUCUUGAGGCGUCGAUUUUCCACGUCUUCGAGAAUUAGCUCACGACGUUCCUCUAGAAGGUCCGGUAAUAUGCCGAUGAGACAAAGCACAAACAAACCGAUCGCUAUAAUGGCGCAUACCAAAUCCGCUGUAUCCACCGUCAAAGCCAUACUCUUCCUGAUUCACAACAAAAUUAAUUCUAGCUUAAGGGUUUCUCAAAUUUAUUAGAAAAUUAUUUCAAGGAACAAAAAAAAACAUGAGUUAUCUUAGAAACUUGGAGAG